UGUUUAUUCAUAGAAGUUUGUUUUCAGUUUCAGAGAAAGUAAUUGCUUUCCCGCAGCGACGAACUCCAACAGCGCAAGAGAAAUUAUACGAAAAUGUUUUGAAGAAUUACAGCAAGAGUUCAAGGCCAGUUAAUGAUCCGAAUAAAGCUUUAAAUUUAUCUUUCAAUUUUGAACUGACGAAAAUUUACGAUGUGGUAAGUCAAACUUUUCUCACUCGCGCAUGCGGUUAACACAGGCAAACGAGAGGGGGGCCUGUUUUGCCGGACAAUUUGCUAGGACUGCCCUCCUCGGCAUAAUGUAUUUUGUUAAUGUACGUUGCCAUAUUGAUAUCAAUGUUUAAGUCAGAUGGAAAUUUGUUUCAUUAGUGAGGAAACUAGUUUUUCUGAUUCUGGUCAGUUAUGUAUAGUACGUUUCAGUAUCAAUAUGUGUUCAUAAACAUAUAACAUAUAACUUUCGUGUCGAAAUUUGAAUUUUCAGUAGAUUUCUUUGACCAGCAUGUGGUACCGAUGUAAAAGUUCUACGACUGUUGCCGACGACUCGCUACGGACUCAUGUGAAAAGAGUCAGUCAACGCUCUGCCGAAAGUCGUGGGUUUUCACCGGGUGCUCCGGUUUCCUCCCACAGGGAAAGUUAACAGGGCGGGUUAGGAUAAACACAGUUAGGAAACUAUAAUGCCGUAAUGUAAUAAUCCCCCGAUCAAACGAGGAUCAGGGAGAGUUAAUGAGAGUUGCAACUCUCGCUCGUCUUUGAACGCCAACUCUCAUCGACUAACUCGAUGAAGACAGACAAGACGACAAAUUAUCUCAUCUUUAACUUGUCUGUCUUUAUUGGAUUAAUCAAAAUCCUGUCGCCAAGGAAAAAUUUGACACAAAGUUGGACACAAUCGAAUAUCCACCGGGCCACCUCAUAUCAUUUUGUGAACAGUCUUUUAUGACAUUAAUUUGACUAAUUUCUGAUACCGUGGGAAUAAAUAUUCCAACCUGUUUUCACUGUUUUGCGUUUUAAAUUUUGUUUUAUUUAUAUUUUCGCUGACUUUUAGGGAAUUUCUCCAAUUAGUGCCACUGCAGGUGCAUAUAGUUUUAAUAAUAAAGCUGUUAAUUGUUUGAUAUUAAUGCGUUUCGACAAUGCUAUAGUUCUCAUUUAGUAUUCAUACAGCAUCGAGAAAUAGCGUAAUUUAUAUGCAUAGAUAUAGGACCAGAUAGAAAUCUUUUCCCAUGCCUGUGGGCCGUGGCAAUAUCUAUUUUAAAAUCAGUCGGUGACGUAAGUCUACGUUCACACGGGGCUAGAUAAAUUCGAAAUGAAAUUUAUCCGUUCCUACUCAUUUUCACACGGAACUGGAUUAAUUAUGAGACAAACAUCUCAGUCAACCUCAAUCCUCUGGCUCUACCAUGCAAAUGGUCUUGAAAAAGACCGCUUCCGCUGUUUACAUGGCAUCGUCUAAUUUAGCUAUAUAGGAGCCAUUCCGGUACAAAACAAGACCUAAUUUUAUUUGGUCUCGAAUUCGUACGGUCAGCUGUGCUACACACGUAAAAACGCACAAGUUGUAACAAACCUGCAGCAGACUUGUAGCAAUGCUGUUCCAACAACUUGUCAACAGGAUGUGUUCGCACUGCUUGUUCUCAGCUUGUUGACAAGUUGUCAACGGCUUGUUGACAACUUGCUACAAGGUUGUUGAGCUCAACAGACUUGUUACAAGUUGUUCCAACAACUUGUUAUCGUCCUGCAAUUCAACAAUUUGUCAACAAGUUGUGAGUGACAACCUUGUGGCAACUUGAUAAAAUAACAGCACUGUUACAACUUGUUGACGAGCUUGCUACAAGCCUGUUGCGCGCGAACACAUCUUAUUGACAAGUUGUGAGAUUUUUAUAGAAUUCGUCCGGUAUCAUGCGUCCCGCGUGAAUGCAAGCCGCGAAAUGGGCCGGGACGAAUUUGAAUACGAUGCUGAAACCAUCCGGCCCCAUGUAAACAGGGCCUAAGUUACAUUUUUUGCUUUCCCAGAUUUCAUUACUUAAAAUUCGGUUCAAUCCCAUCAACGUAUUUCGUAAUUUUUGAUUGAAAAAUAAACGUUAAGACUUAAGACUUCUGAUGGAUACACGACAUCAGAGCUGACGAGGGCUCAGGGGCGGCGGAACAGGGGGCUAGGGGGGCUAAAGCCCCCCCCAGAAGUAAAAGUGGGGGGGGCUUAGCCCCCCAGAAAAUUUUGUUUUUUCUGAAAAAAUUUUGAUAAUUAAGGAAAAAUUUAGUGUAUUUUUUGAAAAUUUAGGUAUGAGGGGAAAAAUUUGCAAUAUUUUGUUUAAAAAUUGUGUAUUUCCGGAAAAAAAUUUUGUUAUAGGUCCGGAAAAAUUUUUUUCAUCCCUUUUCUUGUAUAUGUCCGGAAAAAUUUUUGUACCCCUAAAAUGGUACACUGACCGAAAUAUUUUUGGCGACGGGGGGGGAAGGUCACGGAAAAAAAAUUUAGCCCCCCCAAAAUGAAAUCUGUUCCGCCGCCACUGCGAGGGCUGGUAAACGACUUUGCACGAGGGUUAAUGAGAAAUGGGUGAGAGUUGUUGACUGGUGCCAGGCAUGGUAAAAGCUCUCAUCACCACUCAUCAACAUUCAACCAUCUCAAUUUUCAUGAGAGUCGAUAAGAUUCGGCGGUCAAAUAUGAGCGAGAUCUAGUUUCAAACUUUCAUCAUCGUUUGACCUGAGGUUUUAUCUGGUGAUGGUCUACAGUUCCACUAUGAGAAUAAAAAAACAAUGCCAAAAACAUCGUCUUUCUUCUAAAAAUGCAAAACUGGGAUAUUCAAAUUUCAGCACCAGUUUAAAAUUUGGCAUUCUUAGCAAUGCUCUUAGUAAACCUUACUCCAGCUUCAAUCGCCUGGAAAUUUACCUGAAAUUACUCACGAACAAAUACUGGGAGGGUGCCACCCCAUGUUGUUACCCCUCCUCCCACACACAUACACCCUUCAUCGGUCGCUGCGGUUAGUCCUGUAAGUAUGAGUUUUUCAUUUCAAUAUGUUUAUCUGAUGUUCUUUUUCUCACAGAACGCAAAGAUGCAAAGAAUGAGUGUCGUAUCAUUUGUGAGACAGGUAUAAAUUUUGAAGUUGGCAUACUUAGCUGGUUGCAAUAAACCUAGCUGCAUAAGUAUAAGUAACAUUGUAACAAAUUACAUUUGAUUAAAACCUGACUUGAUGUCUAGGAGUGGCACGAUGGAUCGCUGUGCUGGAAUGCGUCUGAUUAUUCUGGCUUUUCUUCAAUAAAUAUCGCACCGAGUGAAAUCUGGGUUCCCGAUGUUGAAUUGUACAACGAGUAAGUAGUUCGGCUCAAACACCGCAGAUUUUUCCAAGGAAUUUCGGGUCCUCUUCAGUGCAGUAACAUUCUAGCCCUUACUUGGGACUUUUGGGAAGAACAGUUUAGAACUGAUAAUGAUAUCUAGUAGAAAAAAGUUAUUGCAUGUAGUUUAAAUUUCUUCCUGUGAUAACACUGAAGCAAUAACGAUAUGGUUCUUACUGGACCUCUAGAGAGAAAAUUUGAUUGAACUACAGGUCCAGUUUAAAGAAAGUUAGUCUACUUUAGAUUUCCCCUUGUUAUAACUCUGGAAUCUGGAUCAAUACGAGAUGGCUGUUGCUGGAGCAUUCCGAGGAACAGUUUAGAAGUGACAAUUAAGAUAUCCAGUACUAAUAAAAUUAGUAAUUUAGUUUAGGUUUCCUUAUGUAACACUGAAUCAAUUAAGGUGGGCCUUACUCUACCUCUAAGAGGAACAGCUUGGAACUGCUAUGGCUAUCCAGUAUAAAUAAAAUACGAAUAGCUUAGGUUUAGUGGAGAGAUCCAAUUGUACGGCCAUCCGGAGGCGUGCAUGGUCGCCCGGAAAAUGUUAUAGUUGGGGGAUUUGCAAAAUGCAUGGGCAUUUUAGACACGUUUUAUGAUAAUUUGAAAGCUAAAGAUUUAGUAUAUUUUAUGUCAUAGAUGAGAGCAUUACGAAGCUACACCCCCCCACCAGUUUCUCUUUAGUCAGUUUGAAAGAAUUACAAAGUUGGUCAUGACGAAAUGUGGGGGGCAGCGGGUGGUCCAUACCCACAUUACUCCUGUAACUAUGCCUCUGGGUUUAGUUUCGCUUUAUGUCUAUUUUGUUCGUGUUUAGAAUUGAAAACAAGGACCACAAGAAAACAGGGAUCACUACACAUAUCAUCGUGUACUCUAAUGGCACAUGCCGCUGGACAUACCCACUGUUUCUGCACGCCAUGUGUUCCAUAGAUGUCUCAUUCUUCCCUCUUGAUCUCCAGAAAUGUUCGCUUCGUUUUGGCUCCAUCUCAUACCCCUCGAGUGAAGUAUACAUCACCCAACCCAGGCUUCUCCAUGUUAUUCCUGCUUACAAGAAUGAGGAGUGGAUUGUCUAUGAGACAAGUAUAAAAACAGAAAAUAUUUGGGAUGAAAAAAGAAUGAAUAAUUUCUCCAUAGUUGAGAUCACAUUGAGUAUGGAGCGAGAUUUUCUGUAUUUUUUUGUCGAGAUGCUAACACCAUGUUUUCUUAUUUCUUGCUUGACGAUCUUGGGUAAGUUUGUGUUUACGACCGGCUGAUUAGCCUCACUUGAAAGUUGAAACAGUGCAAUGAUUAGACAAAAAAAACAAUGGAGAUAAAGGGAUGAGUAGAUGCCAUCUGCAGUAGUUUGGUCCGUUUCCCGUAUAUGUUAUAAUGCACCGUGUCUGAAAUAGCUUUGAAUUCUUUUUUUACAGGAUUUGUUCUACCUCCCGAAUCUGGAGAGCGAAUGAGCCUCGGAAUGCUAAUCCUUCUUGCGAUGACAUUUUUUCAACAACUCACGAUGAAGGUGGUACCUUUGCAAGAUUUUCCGCUUAUUUCACAAUAUUUUCUUGUCACGACCAUUGAAAUUGGCAUUGCAUUGCUCAUCACAACACUGACACUCAAUUUUUACCAUCACUCCCACUCGGAGAUGCCUGGAUUUAUGAAAGUGAUAAUACUCAAUUAUCUUGCUAAGAUUACGCGAAUUCGACCGCCGUCUGAAGAUAAGAAGCAGAGGAAAAUUAAACGUUCUUUUAGGCUCUCGGAAAGAAAAUUUCAGCUUUCUUCUAGCUCACGGGAUACUAAUCCUGACUUGCAGUUCGAUAUAGAACUAACAGAGACCACAUCUACGAGGAAUGACAUUUUGGAAGCAGAUUUAAAUGAUUCAACAGUGGGUCUAGUGAGUUUUAAAUCAACGGAGGAGAGCAGUUCAACUUCAAGUUCGUUAAGGGUAACUAGGAGUGAUGAGGAUACCCCGGAUAACAUAGAACAAGAUGGGAUCGAGGAAGGUCCGAGUGAUUGGAACAAGGACUGGGUACUAGCGUCCAGGAUCAUAGAUCGUUUCUCUAUGUACGCGGCUAUGGUGAUUGGAAUACUGACGGUGCUUAUUGUGUUUGUAAGAGCACCGAGAUUCUGGUAUAGUAGGACAGGAUUAGAUGGAUAGAAAGGAGUUAUUUUGCAUUGAAAAGAACCGAGAAAAAGCCAAAACUGGCGUCUUACGGUCUUACCCAUCCAGCAUAAUUUUGCACUAUUUCGUGGCUUUUUGGUUCUGUCAUAAACGUUUUCUUACCGAAUAAUUUGAACAGUUCGUCCUUGUUUAAAAAAGCCAAUCUAUACUACAAGCAAUUCAGUUGGCGGGCUUUUUUAACAAACUGCUCACCCUGUUGAAGACGUUGCCUCUACAGCGUGCAAUAAAAAUACUUUUUUGGCCGAACUUCAAUCAAAAAAGUAUAAUUAAUUCAUCAUUGCACGCUGCUGCCAACAUCAGCAGUUUAAAUAACGUGACAGAUUGAGAAUUAGUCGAGGAAUUCCUCAAAUCGCAUAUAGAUAAAACUUAAUCUUUUUUUCAAAUUUUUCAAGUUUUUGAACACAUCAUAUCGGGACAAACUAUCUUCUGCAUAAAUUGAAUCAUUAAUAUAAUCAUUAAUUUAAUCAUUAAUAUUUUGCUUGCUAAAAAUUU
Messenger RNA from Paramuricea clavata, 5955 nucleotides. The record is from the annotation of a GenBank genome assembly. NCBI's taxonomy places the organism in Eukaryota, Metazoa, Cnidaria, Anthozoa, Malacalcyonacea, Plexauridae.